Messenger RNA from Paramisgurnus dabryanus, 1439 nucleotides. It is a transcript of the gene asgr1a, whose product is annotated as asialoglycoprotein receptor 1a. The record is from RefSeq and is a predicted model, not a curated record. Lineage: Eukaryota; Metazoa; Chordata; Actinopteri; Cypriniformes; Cobitidae.
CACACACACGCGCGUGCGCGCACACACACACACACACACACACACACACAGACAAAGUAAAUAUUCUUCAGUUUAGUUUAAACAGAAGCUCAAAGUACAGAGACACAAACACACACAUAACACGGUUGAAUCUCAGUUUUCAAGCAGGUUUUGAAGAUGAGGGUCAGUACAUCAGACAGCAGCUCUAUGGGACAUGAAUAUACUGAUGAUAACCAAGUGACCAGUGAUGAUACACAAUUCUGGCAAAAAGAGGCUGUCUCCAGGUUUACAGGUGUAUCUUCUGGCCGUUCUGCGUGGUUGUUGUGUGCUGCUGUCAGUCUAACAGCUGUAAUACUGCUGGUGUUAAUCAUUACUGUAUCUGUAAGCCAUGGGAAGUUUGAGAGUAAGUUCACAGCAACCGAGACAAACAUGAAGAAUUUGAGCCAAACGCUACUGAGCACAAAUAUAAGAGCAAAACAUCUAGAAGAGAACGGACAUAAAGUUCAACUGGACAUCAGCAGUCUGGAGUUUGACCUUCAAACACUACGGGGACAAAUUAAUGACAUGUCUGGUGCAUUACAGACUCUGCAUAACAAGGUUUCAGAGCUCAAAUGUCACAUCAACAAGAUCAGCAACAAAACCAACACACAGGAGCUGUGCUGUACUGAUGGAUGGUUUCUCUUCUCCACAAACUGUUACUUCUUCUCUGAUGAUGGGAUGCCGUGGAACACCGCCAGAGACGAAUGUGAACGAAUGAACGCAGAGUUACUCAUCUUAACAAACAAACUGGAGAAGGAGUUUGUGGUUAGUAAGACUAAACCUCUGUAUUACUGGUUGGGUCUGACUGAUGAACGCACAGGUGAAUGGGAGUGGUUAGAUGGGACGCCGUACGUGAUGGUGAGAAGUGAAUGGAUGCCGGGACAGCCUGAUAACUGGGAGGCUCAUGGUUUAGGAGGAGGUGAAGACUGCGCCCAUUUUCACCAUGAUGGGCGUUAUAAUGAUGACCACUGCUCUCGACUCUAUCGCUUCGUCUGCAAAAAACACGCAACGUCCAUCUGAGAGUCAACACUUCAUCUCAACAGACUGUUUAUGUGUUUGGAGUCAAAUUAUUUUGACAGAUAAUGAAUAAAACUACUUUUAGUGUCAAAGUAAGUUUUCCAAUUGACAAAACUCUCCUGACAUGUUUUCAUUUUUCCUUUAAUAAUAAUCUUGACUCAUCUACUGUAAUGGGCAUUUGGACAGGAUGGCAAAAAUGAAUGUCUAGAGUUGUGUCAAGUUACACAUUAUUUCAAGAAUGUUAUUCUGUGAUAAGAUUAAGAUGUCAGAUAAUAAAACCUCCACUAUAGCUGCUCAAUUUAUCCAUAAAAUAUAAACAUUCGCUUCAAAUAACAAAACUAAUGAAUUGUACAUUGUCCCAAGUUUGAUUAGGCUUCAAAUUUAAUAAAUUAUUUCUACUGAAA